Messenger RNA from Physella acuta, 1352 nucleotides. RefSeq lists its product as uncharacterized. The record is from RefSeq and is a predicted model, not a curated record. NCBI's taxonomy places the organism in Eukaryota, Metazoa, Mollusca, Gastropoda, Physidae. Gene Ontology annotation, molecular function: protein binding.
UAAGUAAAGGUGAUGACGAUGAUAGCACAGAAAAUUCUUCCAGCGGUUCCCAAACUGUCAGCCCUGACGACUUUCACACUACCAGCCCGACUGAUAAAUAUGUAACUUUAGAUCAACUACAAAGUCUAAGGCAAAUGUAUGGAACAACUAGCGAAAAAACUGAUUCUCUUGAACAAAAAUACUCACAGUUGGAGGAGAAUCUCAAAAUGUUGACUGAAAAAGAAAUACGUUUGGAAAUAAAACAGAAAUCUCAAACAAAGAAAAUAAAAUCUCACGAAAGGCGGAUGGAUGAAGUUGAGGAAAAUAUGAAAAUAUUGACUGAAAGAGUGGAAGACCAAACAGAGAUGAUAACUACACAAUUUAACAAAACAAAUCAAAUUACGGCAACAAUUAAAGAAAUCAAUCAGAAGGACAUACUAGAAACAAAAGAGAACAUUCGAACACUGUUUCAAAAUGUAAACGAUAAUGAUGCAUCGAUUAGAGAGUUAGUAGAAAAACAAUUAAAACUUACUUCAAAUUUAGAAACAUUGGGUCACAAAAACAUGAAAUUGGAGUGGAAGCAAGCUGCUAUAUGUCAAGUGCUAGCAAGAAGAUAUAGAAUUCUGGAUUCUGUUAAAGGAGUUUUGAGCAAAAUCUCUUUAUCAAGAGAUGAAGCAUACCUGAAGUUUCAUGAUAAAAUUGCUGCAUUAGAGAAAAAGAACAAUGCACAUUUUGAAGGUUUCUCUGCAUACGGUUUUUUCGAAGAAAUGACCGUCGUGUUAAGUGAGUUUUCUCCGGUACAUUUCAACAUUGGCGACAACUUUAAUCCAAAAACUGGGGUCUUCACAAUACCAACUACCGGAGUUUAUUGCAUGAGCCUGGUGCUGUUAAGUGAUUACGAAACUGGUGCUGAGAUUGAAAUAAUAUUGCAAGUUCCUCGAGAAAAGCUCGAUGUUGACGAAUACAACACGGACACAACCAUUCAACUGUUAAGAAUGAAAGGAGAUAGGAGUACUUUUGUAACAUACAAAUAUUUCGAGGAAGGGGAAAAGAUGUUUUUACAAUAUAAGGCAAACAGAAAUCUUUCUGGUUUCGUUCCGCCCUAUCAUGUAACAUUUACUUGCUACAAAAUAUAUGAAAGCACUGAAUAGUGCCGUGAGACAGCUUUUAAAAGUAAUAGAAGCAAAAUUAAAUUAAGAAAAAUUAAGUUUAGGCUUGGAAUUAUUUAGAUAGUAUUUUUUACUUUUGUUUAUUUACAUUUGGUUUCACACAACAAAACAGAAUGUUGUUGAAGUAAUGAUUUGGCUUAUACUUCAUAUAAAUUCAAGUAAAAUGUCUAAUUGUUGUGUACAAUUUAAGCAAGAACGAUAAAC